AUGGCUGGAGACGAAUCCUCGCCGGCCGAAGCCGCGGCGACCCAAGCACUAGUUAACAGCAUCAUGGCCGUGCUGGGCACCACCCCGAUCACGCUCUCCGAAGACGAUGUGCGCCAAGUGUGGGCCCUUCUGACCGCAACGCAGCGCGAGUGGACGACGGCCGCGACGCGUCGCCAGACCGACAGGCUCCGAGCCGCCAACGAAGAGAUAGACAGCCUGGGAUACAUACUGGUGGGGAAGCGGGCCGACAUGAACCAGCUGCUGUGCAACGUUAACCGGAAGCAGGCGUGGAUCAAUGCGCUGGAAGAGCGGGUGUUGGAAAAAGAGGUCGUGGUUGAAAGCCAGAGGCGCUGUAUCGAGGAGAUUGAAAGCGUCAUUCGGGAUUUGAUGGCGAGAGGGCGAGGAUGA
This is a messenger RNA of Pyricularia oryzae 70-15, 408 nucleotides long. RefSeq lists its product as uncharacterized. Bases 1 to 408 code for a protein of 135 amino acids. The transcript is spliced from 2 exons. NCBI's taxonomy places the organism in Eukaryota, Fungi, Ascomycota, Sordariomycetes, Magnaporthales, Pyriculariaceae. The record is from RefSeq and is a predicted model, not a curated record.